Messenger RNA from Biomphalaria glabrata, 1337 nucleotides. Its product is annotated as protein usf-like. The record is from RefSeq and is a predicted model, not a curated record. The coding region runs from base 213 to 956 and encodes 247 amino acids. Gene Ontology annotation, molecular function: hydrolase activity. The transcript has 5 exons. NCBI's taxonomy places the organism in Eukaryota, Metazoa, Mollusca, Gastropoda, Planorbidae.
UACUUCUGGCUUGUCGCCAUUUACUUUGCAUUGAUGUGCAGAAAUAUCUGUUAUUGCUCUGUUUCUCUGUAGUGCCGCUCUAUGAGACAGACAUUGGUGAUUCUUAAAUUGUAAAGCUUGGAUCCUAGUGCAGUAUCAAGUCAUUAACUUGCGUCCUGUUGAGAUUGGAUAGUUUCGUUCUCAACUUGUUAACAUCGGGAUCUGUCUCCGCCAUGCAUCGUAAAGCUUAUAAUGUCUCCAAAGCGGCCGAGAGGGAGUUAAGUACCAUGGCCACACCUAAAGUAGUCAAAUUUGAAAGUGCAAACAAACUGGGUGCCUGCCCUGGUGUCCUGUGUGGUGACCCCAAGAAACAGCCCAGAGGCAUUAUUGUAUUACAGGAAUGGUGGGGAGUCAAUCAACAGAUCCAAGAGUGUGGCAAGGAUUUGUGUGGACGCUACGAUGCUGUCACUCUGGUCCCAGAUUUAUACCGAGGUAAAGUAGCAGAAGACAAUGAGACUGCAGGUCACUACAUGGGCAGCUUGGACUGGAAGGGAGCAGUGGAUGAUAUCCGGGCAGCUGCCAAAUAUUUAAAAGAGCAAGGAUGUAAAAAAGUGGGCGUCACAGGAUUUUGUAUGGGUGGAGCUCUGUCCAUGGCAGCAGCAGCUUUGAUUGAGGAGGUGGAUGCAGCCGUGCCCUUUUACGGAAUCCCCUCUGACCAGCUAUGUGACGUCACAAAAAUUAAAAUACCACUUCAGUGUCAUUUUGCAGAGAAAGAUGAUACUAAAGGGUUUGCUUCUCCUGAUGAAUUCCGUCCUUUGGAGGCUAAGCUUAAGGACGCCAACUUGAAAGUGUUAGAAUUCUACGUAUACCCCGCGGGUCACGCCUUCACAAACACUUCUGGGCCAAACUAUAACAAAGAAUGUCGUGAUCUGGCUUUUUCUAGAAUGUCUGAAUUCUUCAAGAAAUACUUGUCAUAAAUUGGAAACUCAAUUUUGUGUGUUUAUUCAUGUAUUUAUAAGUCUGUAGGUUUUGUUUCUUUUAGCUUGCGCUUCUGAUAAAACAAAUAUAUGUUUUAUUUCAUAGACUUUGUUUGAAUCAAAAAUGAUUUACACAUGCCAUUUGUUAUAUCAUUUAUUUUUUUAAAGUAUUUUCUUUUUAUCAAGCUGUGAAAUUAAAUAUUAAUUUUAGUACUGGUACUGUACUAUGAUUUGAAAGAAUUUGUGUACAUUUAUAGUCAUGGAGAUUCUCUGAUAUGUAAACUGUUCUUGUUAUUUAUUUUAAAGAGUAUAUCAUUGAUUUAGAAGAUACUUUUGGAGAUGGUGAUUGUUAUUGUUAAUCAAUAAACAGAUGACAUCUAA